Messenger RNA from Guillardia theta CCMP2712, 1200 nucleotides. RefSeq lists its product as hypothetical. Gene Ontology annotation, cellular component: actin cortical patch; Rvs161p-Rvs167p complex; medial cortex. The transcript has 16 exons. Bases 1 to 1200 code for a protein of 399 amino acids. The record is from RefSeq and is a predicted model, not a curated record. Gene Ontology annotation, molecular function: lipid binding; protein binding. NCBI's taxonomy places the organism in Eukaryota, Cryptophyceae, Pyrenomonadales, Geminigeraceae. Gene Ontology annotation, biological process: endocytosis; actin cortical patch localization; plasma membrane tubulation.
AUGGAGAGAGAUUCCGCCUAUGACGCUGGAAGAAAAAGCAGGAUCACAAUGAGUGACUCGGACGAGCAUCAUGCUGCGCCUGAAGCAGGAGCGGUCAAGAAAGACCUGAUCUACAAGAUGAAGGCCUUCAAGAGAAGGACCCUUCACUCAGUUCAGAAGGUUGUUGGCAAGGUGCAGGAGACGAAAGACAUCGAGUUCGACGAGCUGUUCGAGAAGUUCCUUGACGUGAGCGCAAGGAUGGAGAAGCUGAACAGGAGCGCGCACAGAUACAUGGAAACGCAGAUGAAAUUCCUACAGUCAGGGUACGACAAUGACCCACAACUGAAGAGAAUCGCGAUGGACUUCGAUUCAUCUCACGAGACCCUUGUCUCUUCCGUUGGUCCCAGACUUCAGGACCGCUGGCUCUCCUCCAUCGUGGAGCCCUUGGACAAGGUUGUUGAGAGGUUCAAGGAGAUCAAGAACGAUGCGGAGAGAAGGAAGAGAUAUCUGGCAGAUUACGAUCAUUAUCGUUUGAAGAAGAAAGGGCUCGAAGACGACGCGAAGAAGGAGAAGAAUCAAGAGAAGCUGCGCGAGUGUGAGGAGAAGCUAUCAGCAGCUCAGGCGAAGUACUUCACCAUGAACGAGAAACUUACCAUCAGGUUGCGGGCGGCGGAGUACAACAAGACUGCCUUGCUCAACGAUCCUCUCCUAGCGGCGAUCUCAGUGCAGCACGACCUCUUUAGCCAAGGCAACGCGGACUUUGAAGUCUUGUACACGAAAUCGAAGGAGCCCAACGUCGCAGAGGCUUUCCAGGCUUGCAGCGCAGAGGCUGAGGAGUUGGCACAGAUCGACUCGCAGCUCCGCAGCAUCUCCUUGUCAUCUGUCAAUCAUCGGGAAAGGAACUCGUUCGAUCAUCCUCCUCAAUCUCACGGGUUUGCGAGCACAAGUGAGCAACACAGAGGGUUUGAAGACGAUUUCAAUAAGCCCACUCCUUCCAACUUCAAUGACAACACCUUUGGGAUGUUUGAAGACGCGAGGUCGUUGGACCCGAGCCCUCACGUACAGGCUCUCUUCGCCUACGAGGCUGCCGCUGAGAUCGAGCUCUCCCUGGAGGAGAACGACAUCAUCGAGGUGUUGCGUGAGGACGACAGCGGCUGGUGGCAGGGGAGGAAGGAUGGGAGAGUUGGCUGGUUCCCUUUCAACUACGUCGAGAUCAUCUGA